UUCUGCAUUGCUCGCUUGAUUGAUUGUAAUUUCCACAAAAAUUAUAGUUUUUUAUAACUAAACAAUCGAAUCAUAUAUAGCUUUCUAAAGGUGUGGUGUAUGUACAUGUGUGAGAGCACGGAUGGGAGAGUGCAGAGAGUGGGGAGAGCCGGAGCAACGCCGGCACUUCGAUGUAACGAGUCAGUCAGUCAAAUAAAUACUCUAGCCCACACCCGAUCUCGAUCGAUACCUUCCCCCGCUUGAACGAGGAAGAUACAGAGCAGAUGGCGACGAGGCUAAAAUCAUUAUAAUCGCAGACGCGUGUAAGGGUGAAUAGCGGAAUCGGACGAGACGAAAAGCGGACUGGUCUGGAUACAUAAGCUACGUAAGGAAGAAGUAUUUAGGGAGCUGCGGAGCAGAGGAAUUCCGGCGAACGAAGUCAGCAAGUUAGACGAACUGCGCCGAAUAUUGAGAAUAGCGGUACAGACCGAACAAGAGGCCAACGAGGAAGAAAAAUCGAACGAAGACGAAACCAAAGACGAAACCGAAGACGAGCCGGAAAUGGAAUACUCAACGCAACUCGAUUUCAAAAUUGAAGUUGACGAUUGGGAACAAUUCGUAAAAUGGGUAGAGUUCUAUUUCGAAGCAAAAGGCAUAACAGAUGCAAAUAAACAAAGGGCGAUCUUUCUAACGAAAAUCGACGCAGAGGCCUACGCGGUAGUAUGGAAGGUAUGCGCACCAGCUAAACCGAAAGACGUAACGCUAGCGGAAAUCAUAAAAAAGGUAAACGAAUACAUAAAACCAAAAGCCAAUGUGACAGUGCUUCGAUCGAGGUUCCGGGAACGGAUACAAGCGGAGAAGGAAUCAGUGGCACAAUACGUGGCCAUACUACGGAACCUAGCGACCGAAUGUAAAUUUGCAUCAGAAGAUGAAGCAAUAAAUGACCAACUGCUUAGCGGAAUCCGGAAUAAGGAUAUUAAAAUUGCCCUAUUCCGAAUGACGGCGCUCACGGUUGACUCAGCGAUUGGAACAGCAACAACCAUCGAAGAAGCACAAAAAACGGCAGACAAAUUCAAGGUUGAAGCCGAAGAAGAGAAUAACAACUCGAACAAGGAAGAGAAAACAAAGAUCGACCGUUUACAAACACACGGUAGGAACCACGGGGGGUAGCGAGAAAAUCCGAGGAAUGCGCGUAUGAAGCGUUAUAGACAGCUACGGUCACCAACUCAACGCAAUCAACAGUAUCGCCCAUCGACAUCAGGGCCGUCAAGGGGGCCUACGACAAGACCGCGAUGCUUCUGCUGUGGAAAACCAGGCCAUGUGAGGGACGAUUGUUGGUAUCGAGAAUGGACCUGCAACGGAUGCGGAGCACGGGGACAUCUACAAGCCAAUAGACCGGGAACCCGCGACAAAAUUUCUGUCAAAUCUUAUUCACCGCCAUAUUAAUAGAAUUAGUUGUUUUAAUCGAGUAAGAAAGGUACAUGAUAUUGGCGAAAUCGGUCAGCGGUACAUAGAUGCAGAAAAUUAUAACAAACAUGGUUUCCCGAUGAAUAAGAUUUGACACAAAUUUAGUGUUACGGGCUCCCGGUCUACACAAUUGCAAGGAGCGGACGCAACACGAGAAAAACCCGGUCAAGAAGAUGCAGCAAAGCAAAGAAUCGAGCGAGUCCGAGCCGGAGUCGGAAUGGUAUGCAGAUUUGUUUUCGGUUAGAAAGAAAUCGAGAGUAAAUGUAAUUCAAUUAGAGUAAAACCACAAUUUCUAUGGGUUAAGGUAGAAGGGCGAGAGUUGAACAUGGAGGUCGACGGCGGCCCGGAUGUCUCAUUGAUAAGCGAAAAGGAGUACAAGGAUAAUUUUGCGGAGACACCAUUAGUCGCCUCGGAUACAACACUAAGUUAUUACGGGGGUGAAGGGAGCGAACCGAUAGGAAUGUUAAGAGAUGUAAGCGUGAAUACGGUAAAAUUAAAACGACGAAAAAACUAUACGUGAUAGGGAAGACCGGAAAACCCCUACUCGGGCGCAAUUGGUUACAUAAAUUAGGGUUGUGGCCGCUAGGGAUAGAGCAGUCCGAACAAAAAAUAACGGAAUUAAAACAAAUAAAACAACAGACGAAAGAAAAGGGGAAAAUUCAAAAAAUGGUAGGACAGCUCUUCACUAAGUAUUCGCGAAUUUAUUCUCGCCGGGACUAGGGAACUAAGGUAAACGGCCCGAUUUGUGGAACAAAACCGGUUGUGGAACACUUUAAAAAAAAAACUCAUAAAAUUUAUAUUUAAAAACAAAAAUAAACAAAAAAAAUUGCGUUAUUAUGUACAAGUCUUCAAGUGUAUAAUUAUCUAGAACUAAGUACUGUUGCUAUAAAUAUUUAAGUGUAAAUAAAAUUUUUUAGAGAUGUUCGUCUCCACACCCGUGAAAAUUGACUCCUAUUCAAAGCAAAGCAGCUGAUUUGGUACAGCUCGCAAUUUGGUAUAAACUAUUAAAUACACAUAAAUUUGCAAAUCUGUAUUUAAUAGUUUGAAUAUUAAGAAUCGUAGAUUCUAAUUUUUAUCAUUUUUUUGUAAGUUUGAUAGUUUUUUAUUUAUUAAAUAGAUGUUCCCUUUUAGGAACUUUUAUUUUUUCAAUUGCCGUAUUAUGGAACGCUGAAUGAGAGCGUUCCCCAGUUCCGGCCUUUGUAUGCUCGCUUGAUGGUCCUAGAUUUUGGCAUAAGUUUUUUAUCGUAUUAUUAAAACAAACACGAUUUUUAUUGUGCAUUUUUAUUCGAGUAUACUUUUUUCAUUAUUUCACAGCAAGUAAGUACAUUGUAAUGCAAAAUUUUGUUAGAAAGUAACACGUAAACGAAAGAUAACCUCAAAAAGACGUUCAGACGUUCUUACGCAAAUGCUUGUUCCAUAAUCGGGAUAAGAUGUUCCAAACAUUGGGUCAAGCUUGUUCCAGAGUCGGGACAAGAUGUUCCAAACUGGAUCAAGCUUGUUCCAGAAUCGGGACAAGAUGGGCGUAUCCCGUUUGGACACGUAACGGUUCGACACCGCUUGAUUAGACACGCAC
This is a messenger RNA of Temnothorax curvispinosus, 3019 nucleotides long. RefSeq lists its product as uncharacterized. The transcript has 2 exons. Bases 541 to 1149 code for a protein of 202 amino acids. The record is from RefSeq and is a predicted model, not a curated record. Lineage: Eukaryota; Metazoa; Arthropoda; Insecta; Hymenoptera; Formicidae.